Molecule: messenger RNA, 786 nt
Organism: Rhinopithecus roxellana (golden snub-nosed monkey)
Lineage: Eukaryota; Metazoa; Chordata; Mammalia; Primates; Cercopithecidae
Product: neural cell adhesion molecule L1-like protein
Exons: 5
Coding region: 94-786 (230 amino acids)
Biological process (GO): dendrite self-avoidance; homophilic cell-cell adhesion; axon guidance
Cellular component (GO): axon; plasma membrane
Molecular function (GO): cell-cell adhesion mediator activity
Source: RefSeq, a predicted model, not a curated record
UUCCAGGUUAACUAAAGUCUCAGCUUUAAACCAAAAGUAAGAGGAGACAUUAAGAUUUUCAUUCUUUCUGGGUUAUCUCCUUCCUGAAGAGCAAUGGAGCCACUUUUAAAUGGAAGAGGAUUAAUCAUAUCUCUAAUUUUCUUCCUGUUAAAAUUCUCAACAGCAAUUGAAAUACCACCCUCAGUUCAACAGGUUCCAACAAUCAUAAAACAGUCAAAAGUCCAAGUUGCCUUUCCCUUUGAUGAGUAUUUUCAAAUUGAAUGUGAAGCUAAAGGAAAUCCAGAACCAACAUUUAUGUGGACUAAGGAUGGCAACCCUUUUUAUUUCACUGACCAUCGGAUAAUUACAUCUAAUAAUUCAGGAACAUUCAGGAUCCCAAAUGAGGGACACAUAUCUCACUUUCAAGGGAAAUACCGCUGCUUUGCUUCAAAUAAACUGGGAAUCGCUAUGUCAGAAGAAAUAGAAUUUAUAGUUCCAAGUGUUCCAAAAUUCCCCAAAGAAAAAAUUGACCCUCUUGAAGUGGAGGAGGGAGAUCCAAUUGUCCUCCCAUGCAAUCCUCCCAAAGGCCUCCCACCUUUACAUAUUUAUUGGAUGAAUAUUGAAUUAGAACACAUCGAACAAGAUGAAAGAGUAUACAUGAGCCAAAAGGGAGAUCUAUACUUCGCAAAUGUGGAAGAAAAAGACAGUCGCAAUGAUUACUGUUGCUUUGCUGCAUUUCCAAGAUUAAGGACUAUUGUACAGAAAAUGCCAAUGAAACUAACAGUUAACAGUUGUAAGUCCAAAUAA